Molecule: messenger RNA, 12260 nt
Organism: Aplysia californica (California sea hare)
Lineage: Eukaryota; Metazoa; Mollusca; Gastropoda; Aplysiida; Aplysiidae
Product: RING finger protein unkempt homolog
Exons: 15
Coding region: 66-2342 (758 amino acids)
Molecular function (GO): metal ion binding
Source: RefSeq, a predicted model, not a curated record
AAUCGAAAAAGGCAUUCCCUCUGCGCAAAGAAUAUGCGCAGCUGAAAUCUUUAUUGACAACAAAAAUGCCGUCGGAAGCACCUUUGGUUCCCAAUCUAAGUGAGAAACCGCACCAUUACAUGUAUCUGAAAGAAUUUCGAACUCAGCAGUGUGAUCUCUUUCUUCAACACAAAUGUCAACAACAUAGGCCUUUCACUUGUUUUCAUUGGCAUUUUCUAAACCAGAGAAGAAGGAGGCCUGUUCGAAAAAGGGAUGGAACAUUUUCAUAUAGCCCGGAUAUUUACUGCACCAAAUAUGAUGAGAAUACGGGGAUCUGCCCAGAUGGAGAUGAAUGCCCGUUCUUACACAGAACUGCUGGAGAUACUGAAAGACGAUACCACUUGAGGUAUUACAAGACAGGCACCUGUGUAUAUGACACAGAUUCCAAAGGGCAUUGUUCUAAGAAUGGUGCUCAUUGUGCAUUUGCUCAUGGUGCCCAUGACAUGCGGCCUCCAGUAUAUGACUCCACGGAAAUGCAGCCGUCUAUAGAAUUUUUGGAUAAAGCCUCAUCUUCUCCUAGUUCUGAAAAGGACAAAGUUCUUGCUGAGGAUCCAAGAUGGAAUGAUACCAACUUUGUAUUGGCCAACUACAAGACAGAACCCUGCAAGCGCCCCCCACGGCUGUGCAGACAAGGUUAUGCAUGCCCUCAGUUUCACAAUACAAGAGACAGAAGAAGAAGUCCCAAGCUUUACAAAUAUAGGUCUACCCCUUGCCCAAAUGUGAAACAUGGUGACGAGUGGGGAGACCCCACCCAUUGUGAAAGUGGAGACAACUGCUCCUACUGCCAUACAAGAACGGAACAACAGUUUCAUCCCGAGAUUUACAAAUCGACCAAGUGUAAUGACAUGGUUCAGACCAAAUUUUGUCCUCGGGGAGCUUUCUGUGCUUUUGCCCAUGUGGAACAAGAGAUAACUUCAGUCCGUGAUGUGUUGUCGAUAAGCAGUAACUCUUUAGCUGCUUUUGUCACAAACGUCCUGCCUCAGAAUGAUUCAGUCGGCAAGCUGGAGUCUAUAUCAGGGAAAGAUGCCUUUCAUUACAGAGAGGUACAUAAUGGCAAAUGUGACUCUAAACUACCAGACCCUAUAGGAAAGGAAAGGGCGAAUAGCACUCCAGUGCAGCCAAGUCUUAUACAGAUGAAUUUGUUAGCUAGCAAUAAUGGUAGCGCUUACCGCAAUAGUCCUCUUCAUGAUCCUUUCAUGAAGGCCAGAUCUUGCAGCGUGAGUUCUGAUUAUGCCUUGUCUCCUUUGUACAUGAGAGCGCCUGGAUUUGAAAGAGAUGAAUAUCAGCUGAAGCUGCGUCAGCAGUUAAUGGCUAUCGAGAAAGAUCCCACUCUGGACUCUGUGGAGAAGGCCAAGCGUAAGGAGAAUCUGAUCCUGGUGCACCAGUCGGGAUUGUACAGCCAUUUGGCCAACUCUAUGGGCCUCACACAGGGCACUACCUCAAUGUCACCACUGGCCCCGGCCUUCUACCCGCCAGGAGAUUGCGUGGAGUCUGUCAUAGGCAAAGCUCUUGAUGAUGUGAACCUAGAGGAUCUGGACAUUGGGAGCCUGGAGCGGGAACUGGACAAGGACAUGGACACCAACUCUGUCAGUAGCUCCCUCAGUGCUGGACUGUCCACCUCGGGCUGCUUCAGCAACAACUCCUCCAUUCCCAUUGGGAUCCCGCCCAGUGCCAUCACCCAGCGUGGCAGUAUUAGCAGUCUCUCGCAGUCUCCCCCGUCACCCUUUGGGAGCUUCCCGCACAGCAUGCAGCCCUUGCUCUUACACAAACAAGAUUCUAAUGAUCACUCUUCGUCUCCUCUGUUGAACUGCUACCAAGGACUGACCAAGUAUCAAAUGGGCUCCAAUUUGAGUGACACCAACUCCAUGUCACCCCGUAGUGCUGGGCCUCAGUCACCAAUGCUGUCUGGAUCUUUCAGCGGGCAUGUUCAGAAUGGAGAGGUUCAAAAGCUGCGUGAUGAACUUAUGAUGGCAAGAUCCAAGAUGGCUGAAUGGGAAGGUGUUUAUACACAGGCAAAGAGCGCUUGUGAAGCUUGGAAAAAAGAAGCAGAGGAUGCCAACAAGAAAGCAAAGUCUGCAGAAGAAGAGCGCAUGGUGGCGUUGAAACACAAAGAUGAGGUGAUGUCACAGAAUCAACGUCUGCAGCAGAUGAUGUCUGGGGGCCCCCACAUCCAUGCUAUAUCACGCUCUAAUGAGAUGGACAAGAUCCCCGUUCAACAACUACAGCAGUAUAGAGUACAGCUACAGAAUGACUUGGAGCUACUGGACAAGCUGAUCUACCAGAAGGUUCAACAGAACAUUUGAUGCUGGUGCAGCUUAGGUCUUGUUUUUUCCAGUAGUUGGCUUUCCAGAGUUGUAUGGGAUGAUUGCAAUACGCUGAGGGAAAGAUAUCGAAGCGGGGCCACGGUUGUCUCUGUUCUUGGAAUUUGUAAAUAUUUUGAUUUAUGUAGAUUUGGUUGUUUUGAAAGUUCAAGUACUUUUUGAAAAAUAAUUAUUAUGAACUAUUGUAAUAUAAAUGAACAAUUGUAAUUUUUGUUUAAAUGUUUGAUUGAGGUCUUUCAUAGACUUCCCCCCCCCCCCCCCCCCUUUAGGUACCAAUUAUGUAAAAAAAAUAAUUCAUUAUCUUAGCAACUAAAAGUUUAUUUCUACUUAAUGGUCUUGCUUUAGAGGGGUUCUUUAAUAAAAUGUGUUCUGUAAAUAGUUUAUUCUCCCCUUAUAUUCAUUGUUCUAGGUUUCUUUGAGCUUGUUCUAUUUUUCUUUUCUCUAUAAUAUUUUUUUGCAUGCAAUUAUUAGAAUUGCUAAGAAAUGGUUUGUUUCGGGUUAGAACUUUGAAGUACAUUGUGUAUUAUAUUCCUUCUAUAAAAAGCGAUGUCAUUUGUGUAAAGAAUUAAGCAUUUCUGCAGGCGUUAAUACUGCAACAAGGACUGUUACGGAACUGGACUAAUAAUUGUAAGGUUAUGGGUUCAGGUGUUUGAGGCACAGCUUGGCCUGUUGUAUAUCCCUGGAAUAGACCAUUUACUUUUUUCUUCACUUCACCCCUGUGUGUGGUACCCAGCCAUAGACAACGAAAAAUCUUGUCAGUAUGUUAGUGUUUUAGCGCCUUUAAAGUGGCAGCUUACACUGUAUGCUUCCCAGGAAGCUGAGAAUGUUUCUGGGUGUUCUAUGGUCUGCUGGGACAUGGUUAUGGACUUGCAUGUAAUAAAUGCUAUUAUUAUUAUUUUUAUCAAUAUUAUUACUAAGGAUAGAGAUAAGUAUUUUAGUUAAAAUCGCCAUUUCAAUUUUAUUUCACACUGCUGCCAUUUAUCUCUUCCUUUCUAAAUACGAACUGAAAUGUUUGUGAGUAUUCUGGUAGAUUGGAACAAGAAUGGUCUUAACCUUUUUGACAUUUCUGAUUUCGCUUUUCAAAUUCAUUUAACUAUUCGAUGAUCGGGGGGGAGACUUUUUCUUUGUAAAAUGUUGAUGAUAUCAUGUAAACUUUUGUUUUGCCUUGUUUUUGUUCUUAGUUGUCUUAUGUAUGAAUCAUUAUUUCAUGUACUUGGAGUAAGACUUAUUUGCAAUCAAACAUGGAAUUAUGUUUUAUUAAAUGAUUAUGCAUUAUGAAAAGCAUUAAGAUCCUUUUAUAGGUGAAUACUUGGAGUAACUGAGAAAAAAAAGCCCCCAAAAAACACCAAAAAAACCCACUUACAAAUGCUUUCGUAUUUUCAUUCCACAUUCUGCCAUGAUGCAUAUCUUGUUUCUGAAUGUUCAAUUUCAUUUACUGCUGUUCGGUCCGUGUUGCCUGUUUCAUUGAAAUACAUAUUAUAUUUUUUAUUUUAGUUCCAUUUUUGAGGUGAAGAAAAAAACAUUUUACUUGUUGAAGUGUACUAACGCUCACUGCCUUAAGGGCAGUUAGUCUGUUGUUUCAUUUGCAAAAGAGUGCAUCAGUUGCCAUUGUUAUUGUUGAGAAAGACACCGUUUACCCAUCUUUCACUCUGUACAGUAUUGUGGUUUGUUACAAUGAUAUAAAGUGCUUUAGAAGCCUCAUCGGCUCUAUGCUUUAUGUAUCUGAAAAUCCUCAGUGCAAUAUGUAUUGCUCACUGGCUUUCAGAAAUAUAAUAUUUGUUCUUUUGUGGUAUAAACAUCAAAGAGUAUCAUGAGUUAGAAUUGUAUUUAUGAUUCGCACUUAUUUGUUAAUUUUGCAGUGAUUGAGUCAAUGAGAAAUUUGUAUUUGUCUGUUCAAGUUGAUGUAUUGCUUUCCUUAUGAUGCUACAUGGGAAUGUUAUCUGAAAAUUGAGUUCAGUUCAGAAGUUCAGCUUUUACAAUUUCUCGUGUUAACUUAGACAAGUUUUCUGUUCAUGUAUGUCUGUUAUGUUGGUAGUUUCAUGAACAUAUUGGUCAGGGUUUGUGUUGUUUUGGGGUUUUUUUUCUGUUCCUGUAGAUUUUUUAUUGACACUGACAUAGUUUCAUUUUUCCUAACAUACUGAUUUGACAUGAUUUAUUAACAAGGACAUGGUACUAAUUUUCAUGUGUUACGGAAAUUGAUAGCUACAAUAGGAUUGAGUAAUUGUAUAUUUUAAGUUAAAGUCCUGUAUAGACAAACCUUCGAGAGGGUUCGUUUAUUUGGUGUUUUGUCCGCUCUUGCGUUCAGCAUCGAGUUCUAUUUGUGUACAUUUUUGCAAAGUGGAAAUUAUGAUUACGCAUUGAUGCUGUCAUUGGUAUGUGCGCCAUUACCAAUUAUUUACCUUUUGCAUUCAGCUAAAGUGAUGCCUCUUAUAUAGUUUUCUUAUGUUCCAUUAAAUACCCUGUAUAGUAGUUUUGUAAAUUUGCAAAAGGUACCAUUUGCGUAAUUUUGUUUCUCUUACCUUACUACUCUUUUCUGCAAGCACCAUUUUUAACACAUUUGUUUACUCUACAUAGAUUCAAUUAUUUUUGUGUGGGUAAAAUGUAUUCUCUUUAAAAAAGAUGAUCACUUAAAGAUUGGAGGAAAAAUGAAAGUUUCCAUUGUUGUGGAUUACUGGUAGUGAUGAUGACUCUCAGUGGUGAACAGUACAGAAAUUGCACUGAAGCAAGUUUUUGUGAAAGUUUAACUGCAUGAUUUUGUGCUUUUGCCCUUUGUUUUUGAAAAGAUAUGCUGUCAGUGUACAUAUAUAUAUAUGCUGUUUGUGACAUUCAAAGUGGUAUGUCCAUGUGGAGCCGUGACUGCUGUUUUAGAGGGUACCAGAUUUUCAGGUGUUUUUUUAAAUCCCACAUUCUGUUUUGACGAGCCCAUCUGAAAGGAAACUUCUGGAAGAAUUUGACUAAUGGACUGAAAUAUACAUGGAGCUCAUUAAUGUGCUGCUUUCAUAGGCUCAUGAAUGUAAACUUUCGUCUAAACACAGCAAGAGCUAAUUUUAAUGACUCGGCAUGUUUAUUUUUCAGCUUGAUUGGUUGUGCCAUGGGAGUUGAGCUUUGAUAUCACUGCAGUUUCUGCCCAUUUCCUUUGUUCUUUUUGUGUGCUGGACUCUUUUUCUUCAUCGUCCUCUGCCAACAUUCCCCCUCCAUAUUUCUCAGGGGCAUGGGGCUUAUGGAUUUUCCACUAAUGCUUCAUUCAUGUCCUUAGAAUGAUAGGGUUCUGACUUCAUAAUGCAUAAUGUUGAGAAAAAAUUUCAACGAUUCACACUCUUUUAGUUAAUAUGAUUUUACACCAGUUGAGCAUCAAACUGGAAAAAUACAGGUCAGAUUGUCUGGGACCUUCUGACGUAGCGCUGACUCAAUGUGCAAGGCAUCUGUGCCUGUACUGUGUAACGUGUAACUCAGUUCUUGCAAAGAGUGGAGUUACAAUCCUGUCAUCUUAAGGGGGAUAUAUUUUCACUUUUUCUGACUAGAUCUUGAGGUUGUGUUAUGGGAUUUUUUUAUGUGGCUCAACUCAAAGCAUUUGUCGUGUUAAUAAAUAAUGUGCAAAAUAAGCGCCAACACUAAACUAUCUUUAUCGAUUGAACCAAUGGAUGUUCGUAGAGCAGCAAUGAAAAAUUGUUUGUGGGUAAGAGGUUUUUUUUUUUAACCUGCCAGCCGUAUGAAGUUUGGUUAGCAUCAGAAAUUAAAAUACAUUAGAAACGAUCUUUUCCAGCAUUCUAUUUCGAAUGAAAAAGGAAUAUUCAGUUUAACAUUGACUUUUUGUUUGUAAAUAUCCAACCAAGGUUUUGUUACUGUUACCAAACAUAUCAUUUCAUCCACCUGUUGACAAUCUCGUGUUUACUCCAUGAAGUUUCAAUGCAUUUUGUUUUUGAGUUUUUUUGUGUGUAAAGAAUGGUGGUUCACAUGAGCCUUACCCAGAAGGCAGCGAAUCUAUAUUGCAAUGCAAGUAAUUGGAGCAACUAUGAUCUUUGCGUACCACAUGGACAGUGUUAAAUUUCAAGUCUGCUGUGAAGAAUGAUUAUUGACUUAACAUUGAUUUGUUGAUGAUGGCCAAAGUCUGAUAUUAUGCUGGUAUGUAUGUCAUAUGAGUUUUUAUUUUGAUGUUCUCUACUCUAUUUUCUUUAAAAUUCAAAUUAUCUCCUCAUUCCUCCAAUUUUGGUGCAACAUCAAUCUCUGUUAUAUUUGUUAUUUUAUUUCACUUUAAAAUGUACGCCUUUCUUGUAAGGGCAAAAAAGAAGAGGAGAACCAUUUAAUAAUUUUAAAGAAUUUGGGCAGCUAACUGUUGUUUGAAAAAAUUUAAACUUAAUCUUGAAAUUUCUAUGAAUGUAUGAAUGCAAAACAAUUUUGAAUGUUUUCUUCUUCUUUCUCAAAGUUCUGGAAAUGCCCUUUUGUCUUGGCGUUUUCUUUUCUAUGGGUUGGUCACUGAGAGCACUUUUGAAAAAGUUCUGGCUUGAGCAUGAUUCUUGAUUUGUUUUUUUAUCCUAGAGGAUGAGGCUUUUUUUCAAAGAGUAAAGAGGCAGUUGUUCUAAAAGCUGGGUGGUCUUAUUCUUUGUAAUUUUUAGAUAUAUCUUGGCUUUUAAAAGUUGAGUCGCUUAGAAGUACAAAUACCAUACGUCAUUAAUGUUUGUAUUUUUACGAGUUACAGUUAGAGUGGUAAUAUUUUCAGAUGGCUACUUAAUAGAGAUAUAUUGUGUUGUGGUAUGAGUUGCAAGCACUAUUUCUUUGUUGUCGUUAGUACCGUAGUGAGAAUUAAAGUGGACCAUUUGAGUGUUUCAGUUCACAGUUUUGGGGAUUAUCUGAAAUUGAUUGCACAUGAUUAUAAUCAUUCUGUCAGUUACAUUCCAGUUUGAUCUGAAAGUACAUAUUUUGGGAGGAUUGUGUUGUAAAGCGUCAUAUAAAGAAUGAAAAUUUAUGUGGAAUUUUUUUUUCAAAUGAAAUGCUUAGGCUGUGGACAAAGUACAAUUCAUGGUUUUGCAUCUAAUAGGCCAUCACAGCACUUGCCAACAGCAAUAAUUUGGUGCUCAGGGAAAACAUUAAAGUGACAACUGUUCCAGGAGCUAGUGUACAUGCACAAGUAGGCUAUAGUCACAGACUGUUAGAUAACAUUCUCAACAGUAAGGUGACCAGCAAAAUUUGUUUGGGGGGGGGGGGGGUUGUGCCUUAAAAGAGGUUUGCUGAAAGCUUACCAAGGGUUACUGUUGGUGUUUUUUUCCGAAAGUGCCCAGUGUGUGCAGAGCAAAAUAACAUGAUUUAGGGAUUUUGUUUGCCUUUGUGAUCAUUGUAUGCAAAACUCCAGAACGAAGCUCACAGGGUGAAAUUUCCAACUAUUAAUUGGCUGGUAGUAUCCAGCUCUGUAAUAAAGUUGUACAAUAAUCAAAAUGAGAUUGUCAACCACAAGCUUUUUGUUCUUACAGUUGCACGGUUCUGGAUGAAGCCUUGAGCUCUCAGACUUAUUUUUAAGUAGAAAUCAAUUAUGAUAAAAGUUCAAGCUGAUUCUAUCACUAUCAGAGGCUUCAACUCUUCUACACAACAAGCAUGCCACAAACAAACUACACAAACUCAGUCCCUAGAUAUGAUUAUAAAUUCUGGAGGGGGAGUGGUGUUGUUGAUAUUCCACUUUAUGUCUGACUGUUGUGCAUUGACAAAUGAACUGGUGUAAAGCAUUAUAAAUGAAACGUUCGGAGUACUGCUCCGUGCAUCUCAGGAAAGGUAAGUUGCUCCGCUCAUGCUUCAUUGCUUCAUGGUGUGUUGCUGCCGUAUGUCUUGGUGGUGCUCAUGGGCUCUGCUCUAAGGCUGACGGUGAAGAAAAUGUAAAUUUUCACUUUAUCUCUAGAGAUAUUCACUGCGAAAGCCAGGGCUGGUUCUUUUGAUUUUUCUAUUAUUGGCCAUUUAAUUGAUUUAGCUUUUUGUUUUGUAGAUGUUCAGUCAAACAAAGUUUUAGGCUUGUUGUUAUUUUUUAACAUGUAAUGAUGUCUGUCAUUAAAUACACCGCCAUCUGUGGUGUAAAGGCCAGGCAUUUUGCUGUCACAUGCAGAAGAUGUGAGUUCAAAUCUAAUGAGAGGAAUUUUUUUCUCUCGAGUAUUUGCAUUUGUCUGCUGGAACAUUGGCCCGGGAGUACCUUGGCAGGCAGGGUUGAAGUAGCUCACCUCCCUGAUGAUCUAAAUAAUGUUGAUGGGAGCACGAAACACCUAACAAUUAGUUCAUUACAUUUUUUUAUAGUGCAUCGUUGAAUACAUACAAACAUGUAAGACCAUUCUUCUUUGACAUGCUUUGCACCCAUGGACUGUAUAGCAUAAAGUAAAUGAUCACCUAUAUUGGUUUUAUUUUGUAUAUUGAUAAUUAGAUAUAUGGGAUUCAAGUUCUUGCUCGUUAUCAUGCUUGUCACAGGAUAUGGUGUUUUGCAGAUUUUGGCAUACAUACCUGUUAACAGACAAAUGUACAAGCCAGUUGGAUUGGUUUUACUUUUGUUUGAAUGGUGAAUUACUUUAGAUUAUUGCAUUAGUUGUGGUAAUUCUGUCUGGUUGAUAUUCCAGGUGAGGGUUAGUCUCUCUUCAGAAUACAGGGUUUAAUUUAAAUGGAGUUGAAUUUCAAACCCCUGUAGACCUGUUUGUCCUUUCACCUCUCCUGUGCACAACAACCUCGGCUCACAAAGGUAUUAAAAAAUGUCUCAAAAUCGUAUACAUGGCAUUGUUUAGUGACUUGUACAGGGAUGCGUGUUUGCGAUACAAUAGAUUUUCUAUUUAAAUACAACAGUUAUUUCAUUCUUUGAGAACAUGAGAACAAAAUAAUUUAGUGCAGUGGUUGUAGUGGGUGGGGUUGGGUUUGUUUAUUUGUUUGUUUGUUUGUUUGGGGUUUGUUGUGUUGUUUGUUUGGUUUUUUUUUUUGGGGGGGGGGUUAUAGUGACUAUUCGUGUAUUAAAACAAGAAAUCAGUUUUGCAAGACACACUGAAACUCGAACCCACAUUAGGGAGAGCAUUGAAAUUUUAUUGUAGGAAGCAUUCCAUAAUUUUAGAUUUUCAUUUAGCUUUAUAUUAUCUUUACUCAGUGUUGUUUGUGUGUACCAUUGUGUAAGCGAGUUCAGUGAAACUCGUUCACACUCACAUGAAAUGUCCUGUGUUUAAGAUUUUAAAAGAUAUUGUAAAAAAGAUACGGAGGUAAAAAAAAAAAGGGGGAACAUUUUAGUCCUUCAGGUGGUUGAUGGGUGCUUUAGUGGCAUCUGCUCUGUACCUUUUGUGUAGAUUGUACAAUUUUCAUAAUUAUUUCCAGGCGAAAUGUGGACUUUGUCAUACAUGUACUGACUUGUAAUAAACUACAAGUUGAUGAACCUGCGACAAAUGUUCAGUUAAAAUUUUUCUAUGGGUGGUUGGAGGGUGCCACAGGUAGGUCCUACUUUUCUUGUCCUUUAUUGCUUAUGUCUAUCUGUCUUGCUUCUUCCCUGCACUAGAUGGCUGUUAUAUUGUGUCAAUGUGCUUCUCUUUACUCCAAAUCUUUUUUAGCAUUAUUGUAGAGUUUCAGUAUCAUUCAAUCAACAGAGGCCCAAUGUCGCCUAGCUUUGGUAUGGUCGUAAAAUCAAAACGUUUCAGCCAUUUGUCAAUCUCAUGCUGAAAAUAAAAGGAUUUAAGUACAUAAAUUUUGGUAGAAAUAUAUAUUUCUCUUUUUAAUUUUUUACUAUUGCCUUCAGACUGAUAUAGAUCUACUUUCCCUCUACUCCAGCUGAAUUUAAUACUAAUCAGAUGUAGAAAGUUUCUCGCUCUACCUUGUGUACAUCGACUUGUACAUGGAUUCUGAUAACCUUCCACCUAUCAGUAUUCUUUGAUUUAGUUUGACCCCUAGAAAUUCCAUAAUUUUGAUUGAUCUAAGCUUGAAUCAUUAGCUGUGUUUAUUAAAGUUUUUGAUUUUGUACAUUGGUAUUGAAACCGUCAACUUGGGAAAACUUAAUCAGGCACUGAAAUUGCCACCAUCACCUGCAUUGUUUAACAUUGACAUGCGUGAUAUAUUAUAUUCAUAUGUACUACGGUAAAGGUCCUUUGUUUUGAAUAUUAGCAUUUGUUGGACAUUAUUUGAUGUAAUGAUGGUGUGUGUAUACAGAGUAUAGAGUCUGAUAUGCGUAAGGAGUUGCUUUAUAGUUCCCUGUGCGACUUUCUUCUAUGGUCUAUUCCAGAGUUUCUUUUUUGUUUUGCGAGUUAUUGUAAAGAUUGUGUUACACUUUGUGUGCAGUUUUGCAGUUGGUUAAUGGUGUAAUAAUUUGUUUAGUACUCAACAGGAAACUUGUGCCGUGCUGCUUUUUUUUCUGCAGCACUUGUGGCUACAAUCUUCAAAGUCCUUUAUAAAAAAUCAUGCCUUAGGUUUUUUAGUACACGUAUAUAAUAUGAGCUCUGUUUACUUAUACCCAUGCUCCUUAAAUACUUAGCACUGUUAUGAAGCUUUUCUGCUGUUGUUCAUGUGACAUUAGAAAAAAGUGAAUAUUUUUUUGGUGAAAAGAUACAGUACAAGACAGUCUUCGUGAAGCUACUAUAAAAAGGCUCAAAAUUGCAGUAUAUUAUGCAGCAUCAACUGAAUGUGCUAGUUGUUCGAGAUGCUGCAUUUCCAGAUAAAUCUAGAAAUCUGGAUUUCUGAUUUCUGAACUUAUCAGGAUUUUGCCUAACUUCAGAAUAAUCUUUGCACUUGUCAAAAAAAUAGUCUUGGUACAACAUAUUAAACAGUAUGAUUUUUGAAUUUAUAGUCCCCAUUCGUGUGGUUCUUCAGAGUUCAGAAAGGUAUGGAUUUAUUUUUUUGUAGCCACCUCUGUAGAUGAAUAAUGCAUUGCGAUUAUUUGAUCUGAACUUGUUCUUAGUUGCUUUUGCUUGUGACAUAUUGUAAACAAUUUCAUAUUUAGGAAGAUGAAAACAUACCUAUAAGCAUUUUUCUUGUAUAUAAUGCUGGUCCAAAUUUUUGUAAACGUUAACUUGGCUGUGCACAUAGCUUUAUUAAAAAGCACAUCAGAUGAGGCACAACAUGGAUAACUAAAUCUUUAAAGUGCUCUUUCUUUUCACAUAAACAUGGGCUGUUCUAAUCAAAUAAAUUUCUUUUUCUUUUAAAUGUCUCUGAGAACCCUGUCUCUCUGAAUGUGUGAUUUAAGUACAUGGAUCUGCGUUGGCAGGAAAAUAUGAAGAAAUUCAGCAUGUGCGGUUUACACUGUUCUUGAAAUAAGAUUUCCAAAAAUUUGUGGUUUGAAAAUUAUUCAUUGAUAAUUAUCUUACCUUGUACAUAAGUAGGUUUUAAUUUUGUACAUAUCUGUAUAUAAAACAUUAUGUAAAUAAGCUAAUCGAUAGUACUGUUUUAAGAACAGGUUUUGGUUGUUUCUUUUGUUUUUUUUAUUGUUUCUGCUGUCCCAAAUACAUUGAUUCGUGCUGUAUUUGACAGCGUAUUUGAAAUUCCUUAUGUGAAAAUGAUCAGCUAGGUGUAUAUAUAUAUAAAAGUUAAGCAAUUAAUAUGUUUAUGGGAGAAAACUGUUCUUGAGUCAUUAUUUAAGUAAAGAAUGAAAAUAUUUUACCAUGUACUAAAAAUUCACCCAGAAAUUGUGGUAUCUAUGGGACUGCUGUGUGCUACUGGAGUUGAUCGUUUUUACUUUUUUGUGAAACAAUUUUGGUUUCUUUGUUUUUUCAAAAGAUUGUGUUGAGAAGCUCAGCUACUUUUCUUACUUACAAAGUUCCAUGGUUUGCUGAGAAUAAUUCAACAAAUUAUAGAUUUAGCAAGUACCUGCUUCUUUUCUGUUGAUGUUAUUAUUGUUAAGAUACAUUGUCAGGCAAAAAUAGCAAUUGUUUAUCAAAUUUUUGACCAAUAAACUAUUUUAUGAUGCUUUGGAGUUUA